AUGGAUCAGAAAGGAAUAGAGGUUCCUAGCUAUGAUGGAACACCAGAAGGCCUUGCGGCCUACAAAGAGGCAGUCCUUCAGUACCUGAUGGCCACAGAGACCCACAAGCGCUACCUGGUGGGUCCCAGACUAGUCCAGAGACUGACUGGUGUGGCCAAGGCGCUGAUUCGCACACAGACCCUUAGAGAUCCUCAGUGGUUGGCACACCCUAGGGGCGCUUAUACACUACUGGGGUUCUUGGAAGAGACCUUGGAGCGACCGUCACUGAUAGAGGCAAACAAACAUGUCAUGGCCUUCUUCUACCAGCUUGAGAGGAAGAAAGGUGAGACAAUGACGGAGUGGAUUGCCAGACACAGUGAGAGGCUAUGGGAGGCUUCAAGGGCGCUUCAACGUGUCCAAAGGGAACAUGGGCGAUUGGAUGUGCCGAGUGAAAAGGAAUGGAAAGACUCUAGGUCCAGCUACAGUAGAACAAGUGAAAGAAACACAGGAGGCCAGGAAGUACCUUUCCGUGAUGAUGGCCGACUAGAAGAGACAGAGGAUGAACAGACCAAUGAUGAUUCAGAACAACACACAUGGGGGUGGAACAAAUCCUCAUGGAGCUGGAGUGAAUCAGGGGGAGAUUGGUCUUGGAAGUCCCCUGAAUAUGAGCCGCCAAAGACAUGGAGUUUUGAUGAAAAACCCUUCAUUCCUGAGUUUCUGGCGGGGUUUCUUCUUCUACACCGUAGUGGACUGGAGCCGAGCGAAAGGUCAAAUAUUCUGGCCAGCAUCAAAGGCCAGUUCACCACUCAGGCCGUUGCCCGUGCGCUUCGUGAACAAUGGAGCGAUGCGGAUGUGGCCAAGCGUGACAAGGCGAAGGCAUCAGCUGCCUACCUCCUUGAAGAGGACGACGAAGAUGCCCUCUACAACACUGUGGAUGAGCAGGAGUUCUCCCAAUGGGGCACUGAACAACAAGAUGCAUACCUGGCGGAACAGCAAACCAUUGAUGAGGCCUUGGAGGCCAUCAAAUUCCAGAAGUCCACACUGAAGGAAGCUCGUUGGCGCCAACGCCAAAUCAAGCUUGGGAGGAACUUCUAUCCUCCAAAGCCUUACAAGGGUGGAAAAGGAGAUGGCCGUCCUUCCAAAGGAGACAUCAAGUGCUUUCGGUGUGGCGGACCACACUACCAGGACAAGUGUCCCCAGAGGUUCAAGGAGAAAAGCGCACAGAUCGCAGAUGAGGAGUCAGCUGAGAUUGCCUUCACAGCUUCUGAGUUUGCAGGCCAAGCAGACUCUCUGGAGCCCGAUACCAACAACAAUCCGGAAAAGUUCCAAUACGGCAUCAUCGAUUCUGGUGCAACAGCAUCGUUGGGUAGCGUCGAUGCGCUCGAGGAGCUGAUGAUAGCCAACAUUCAUGCCUGUGGGGACAGCAAGAUGCAGGUCAAUACGGCCAAGCGACCCACCUUCAAGUUUGGAAACGGCAUGCGAAAAGAGUGUCUGAGCACCAUCAACCUCUCCAUUGGUGCUGGUGAGAAGCGUGGGAACAUGGAAAUUCAUGUCCAUGACUCACCGGGACAGCCUGUCCUUAUCUCACGGAAGGCUCUGGCAGCUUUGGGUGCCGUGGUGGAUUUCAGCGAGAACAAGGUCAUUUACAAAGCUGUGAAUCCAAGCAUAGUCCUGCAGCUGAAACAAGCUGAGAAUGGUCGCUUGCUGAUGCCGUUGACUGGCAACCUUUUGGAUGGUGGUCACAAACGUGUGUUCAUGGCCAUGUCGCAGUGCAAGAGCAAGGCAGACUGGAAACACAAGUUGGAGGAGGCUGGCCUGAUGGUUCCCAAGGAUGCGACCAUCCAGUACAUGAAGAUGAUUUGGGCCGAAGCUCAACAAGAAAUGAAAGUCAAGAACUUAGAGGGCACCUUGGAGUCCGAGCUCAAGGCACUCCGUGCUGCGGGCCGCAAGAAAUCAGUUCUGUUGGACUUCAUGAAAGACAAAGGCAUGGUGAUCAACCCCAAUUCAACCAUUGCUUUACUUCUAGCUUCGGGGGAGAAGGAGAUUUACAAUCAAUACGAACCCACGGGAAGCGAGAAGAUGAAUUUUGGCAAGUAUGCAGACCACACAUUCGAGGAGGUAUCCAACCUACACCCCUCAUAUGUGAACUGGAUCGCAACCACGGCCCAGGAGUCAGACAACAUGCAUUGGCGCCUCCUCAGGUUCCACCGCUGGGCAACCCAGUUGCGCUCCAAGCAGAAGAUCAACCAGGCCGUGAAUCCCAAUGUCAAGGGCAAGGCCAGCUCCACCGGCAGUUUCAGUGUGUUGUCGGAGGGGGAAGAGGUCACACCCGCUGCUCAGGAGAUCAUGGAAGCCUGGAAGAAGAUCCAGGAACAGCGCGAUCAGCUGGAAGCCCAAGCUCAGGAACUGCAGAAGCAGAAGUGCGACCUCGAUCAGGAGAUCCUUGCCAACACGAAGGAUCGCAAGACCCGAGCCAUUGAGGUGGCAGACUUUGCAAGGUCUUUCAACGUACAGGUCCAUUGGGAACUGGCGGAACGAUGUGAGGCCUGGAAACUGGCCGAAAUCGAAGAGAUUGUGCACCUUCUCAACAAGGAGGUGGAGACUGCACUACCGGCUGAAGAAUCUGAAGAUGCAGACAUGCCGGAGGAUGAGCAGAUGGAGGACGUGGCAAUGCCACCCGAGACUGAUGAGGAGAAGCGGGAGAGAGAAGAGAUUGAGAAGAAGAUAGCCAAGUACCAUGUUUUGCUGGUGGUAGAUGAGGGCUCACGAUUUCGAAUUGCCAAGGUCAUCAGCUCUGGCGAAGGAAAUCAGGCAACAUGGGAGGACAUGAAGGAGGUAUUAGAGGAGAACUGGUUUUCUAUUUUUGGAAUCCCAAAGGUCAUGAAGGUAGAUCCAGCUGGUCCGUGGAUGUCCCAGGCAGCCAUUGACUACAUGGACGAGCGACACAUUGAGUACAUCAGCAUUCCUGCAGAGGCACACUGGACCAUUGGGAUCGUAGAAAAUACCAUCAAAACCUUCAAGGGCAUCCUCACCAAACUUAUCGAGGAGUUUCCAAAUCGUAGUGUUGAUGAACUUGUAGCACGAGCAGUAUGGACUGGCAACAACAUGGACAUGAUUGAUGGAUACACUCCCGCACAACGAGUUUUUGGUAGGGCACCUGAUGACUUUGGUCGUUUCUUCAAAGAUCAAGCAGAAGUACCACUUCACCCUUCUCUAGAACGCAAGCGGGAGAACCAGACCAAAGACCUCAGCGCCUUCUUUGCGGCAGAGGAGAACCGGAAAGGUGUGGAGAUUGAGUGGGAAUUGCCAUCAUCAAGGAGAGGCAUCAAGAAGUUUAUCAACAACCCGGAAGCCUAUGUCUGUACUCAACUCAAGCGAAAACAAGUAGAAGUUCGAGAAAAACAACUUACACCAUCAGAGGCUCUUGAGUUUCACAAGGCAAAGGAAACAGAGGUGAAGAAUUUUAUUGCUUCAGGAUGUUUUGAGUUGGCCAAGGGUAGACAACUGUUCUGGCAACUUUGCAGCUGGAAGCGCUUCCGGCUGAAGAAGGGCGACAUAUCGGGGGCCUUCCUUCAAGGCGAUGACAUGGAGGAGGAAUUGUGGUGUCGUCCAGUCAAGGAGAUCACCGAUGCGUUAGGACUCCCAGAACAUACCCCUAUGUUGAUGCGUAAAGCAGCCUAUGGACUUGUUCAAGCACCUUUACAAUGGUUUUAUACUAUCAACAACUUCCUGGGCAACUUGGGUUACAAACAACUUCAAACUGAACCAUGUUGCUGGGUUUGGGUAGACACUGAAGGACAAGUACGAUCCAUUGUUCACUCACACGUCGACGACUUGAUGUUUGGAGGUAAAGAAGAUGAUAGUAUUCACCUUGGUCUUCUUGAACAACUACAAGCACGGUUUAAAUGGGGUAGUUGGGAGGAUAGAUACUUUGUUCAAUGUGGUAUUGAAGUAGUCCAAAAUGAAGACUAUUCCAUUGACCUCAAGCAAAGUAACUUCAUCAACGACAUUGAAGAGAUCUAUCUUACCAGAGACCGCAGUCGCCAAACAGGACAACCAGUGACAGAAACGGAAAAAACCAAACUUCGUGGAGCUCUCGGCAGUCUGGCGUGGGUUUGUGGUCAAACAUGUUUUCCCUAUGCUGUAGACACAAAUUUUCUGGUCACAACCAUACCUGUUGCCACUGUAGAGGAUAUUCUUCACACCAACAAGAUCAUCCGAGAAGUCAAAAAGCUGAAAGAUGUCGCAUAUCGUAUUCACAAUUUUCCGGAACAUGAGGAGCUGGAAUUGUUUUGUUGGGCAGAUGCAGCGUGGGCCAACAGGCCCAAUGGCACCGAUUCCACCGAGGGCAUCUUUGUUGGCAUGUCAACUUCUCGUUUACGACAUGGUUUUGAAGAAAAUGUAUCUCCUAUUCACUGGCGGAGUGGGAAAAUAGAACGUACAUGCAGAUCUCCAGCGUGUGCUGAGGUGAUGGGAUGUCUGGACGGUGAGGAUGAGCUCACUUUUCUGCGGCUUCUAUGGACUGAGAUGCAGGGAUACACCAUCAACACUAGAAAGAUCGAUGAAUCCAUCCAGUAUACCAAGGGCAUGUUAAUCACAGAUGCACGCAACCUUUUUGACAAACUGAUACGACCAACAGCAACAGUCAAAGGCGCCGAAAAACGUUCUUCAAUAGAGGCUCUUAGUCUUCGUGAAAAUCUUGAGAGAGGAACAGCGGACAUCCACUGGGUGAACUCAGGGGCAAUGAUAGCAAACUCAUUGACCAAGACAAAAGAAAAGGGUCAGCUCAUGUUGUACCUGGCCUCAGGAUUUCGAUGGAAGAUCGUCUUCGACGAGAACUUUGUCUCCGAACGGAAAAGGAAGCAAGCAGGCUGUGAUGCUUUUGAAACCAUGCGCGCACAAACACACACAAAACAAGGAGAAGGCAGGAUCUGGGAUUCAAUGUCAGUUCCAGGAAAGUGA
This is a messenger RNA of Cladocopium goreaui, 4941 nucleotides long. The record is from the annotation of a GenBank genome assembly. NCBI's taxonomy places the organism in Eukaryota, Dinophyceae, Suessiales, Symbiodiniaceae.